AAAGAGAUCGCUACACUUGCACUCCCACCCAAAACAAGGACAACAGAGAGACUGUAUAAAUACUACAUAAUAUAAAGAGAAUAUUUUAGAGGGAGAGAAAAUUAGAAAUGGGUUUGCUGGGGACAGAGAAUCUGGGGAGUUUCAUGGAUCGAAUAAAAUCAAAAGUGAGAUCUCUGAAGGAAAAAGGAGGAUCAAAGGGAAAGAAGAAGAAGCCGUACGUGAAAAUAGAGAAGAGCUCGAGCGUAAAGUUCGAUAUCAUGAGGAGAAAGACUCGUCGUCUCAUCGAUGAAACUCUCAAGGCCGCGGAUCGACCUGGCAAGAAAUCUGUCUCUUACUAAGUUGCCUCUGGUUAAUUCUUUUUUCUAUUUACCGUUAGCAGUUUUGAUUGUAUUGAUAGCUUGAUCGAUGCAAGGAAUGGAAAUGUUGAUGAUAAUGAUCAUUAAAGUGAUUGUUAGAUUUUUUUUUUUUGGUUAUUUUGUUGGUUAUUUGUUGAUUGGUUAAUUUGUGAAAAUUUGUUUGUUUGUUAUGGGUUUGGAUUUGAAAAGGUCAAUGGGCACGAGGGAAUCGUGCAAUAAUGAGCGUGUUUAUUGGA
Messenger RNA from Asparagus officinalis (garden asparagus), 592 nucleotides. RefSeq lists its product as uncharacterized. The transcript has a single exon. The record is from RefSeq and is a predicted model, not a curated record. Lineage: Eukaryota; Viridiplantae; Streptophyta; Magnoliopsida; Asparagales; Asparagaceae. Bases 108 to 338 code for a protein of 76 amino acids.